UUGCACUUCGAUAAAUCCCUGAUCUGUCUUGCAACGAUCCAAGAAAAUACGUAACCAAGAUAAGAUUUUAGAGAUAAUUUUGAUCAACAUAUGACCUCGAAUAUUUUCUUUGCAGUAAUCCUUCUUUUCUGACUUGAACUCUACCGUAAUAUUGCGUAUAAUAUAUUAGCAUUUGAAUCUGUAUUACUGGUUGAAAGCCCAUAUGAAUCAUACAAAAAUGGAUGAACAAUUAAGUCUUAGCUCUGCUGAUAUAAAACACUUAACAAAUGGUAUUAAUAAACAAUGCAGAAGUCGAAAAAGAACAAGAAAUGAAGCUAGUUUAGAAAUUCGUACUUGCUCAGAAAAUCGUACUAGUUCAGAAAAUUAUUCUAGUUCAUAUGAAGAGCAAAAAAGCAUGUAUGCUGACCGACCCACUACAUCUGCUUUAUACCGACCUGCACCUUUUAAUGAUGAGCCUGAAGCAGUGGAAGCUAGAAAUAAAUGUGAUUAUUCAAUUAGAAUUACCAAAGAAAUGGCUGAAAGUGGAAAAGCUCCACGACCAAUCCGAGUAUACGCUGAUGGAAUUUAUGAUUUGUUUCAUCAGGGACAUGCUCGACAGCUUAUGCAAGCCAAAAAUUCUUUCCCUGAUGUAUAUCUUAUUGUUGGAGUAAACAGUGAUUUUCUUACUCAUCAACAUAAGGGAAAGACUGUAAUGACAGAUUUUGAACGUUAUGAAGCAGUAAGACAUUGCCGAUAUGUAGAUGAAGUUGUGAGAGAUGCGCCUUGGGUACUUGAUGACAAAUUUUUAGAAGAAAACAAAAUAGACUUCGUAGCUCAUGAUGAUAUUCCUUAUACAAUGGGUGACGAUAAUGAUGUUUAUAAACAUAUCAAAGAAAAAGGAAUGUUUGUUACCACUGAACGCACAGAAGGUGUUUCAACAUCUGAUUUGGUAGCCAGGAUUGUCAAAGAUUACGACAUGUAUGUGCGUCGGAAUUUAGAUAGAGGUUAUACGGCGAAAGAUAUGAAUGUUUCAUUUCUUAAUGAAAAGAAAUUUUUAUUACAAAAUAAAAUGGACAAAAUAAAAGGAAAAUUUGAAGACAAAAGGCAUGAAAUUAUACACAAAUGGGAAGAAAAGUCUAGGGAAUUCAUUAACAAUUUCUUGGACUUAUUUGGAAAAGAUGGUAGAAUAAAUACUUUUUGGAAAGAGAGUAAAGGAAGAAUUAGACAAGCACUAUCACCUGCAAGCACACCACCAAGUAGUCCUAGUCGCAGAAGAGCUCGCUCUGCAUCACCACCUGCAAAAUUUCGUCGUAUGGAAAAUAGGCCAAGUAGGACCCUAUCUUCUGAAGAAGACCUGUCAGAUGAUGAAUUUGAUUGGUUGAGGGCCAAUACAAAAGCUUAACACAACCUUCUUACUGGCAACUUUCUUGUUCAUUUUAUUUGUCAUCUGCUUCUUUAGUUGUAUAGUUUCUUUUUCAAGUUGUUCUCUCUGUCUCUUUUUUUUCGAAAAGACAAUGUGUUGAAUACCAAAACCUUGUGGGAGAAGGUGUGAAUCGAAAAUGCAAUAUUCUUAUUUAUUAUUCAAGACUUUUGAAGCAUUAGAAUUGUAUGUCAUAAGUAAAAAUCAUCUUUUUUUUAUUGCACUUUUAAAUCAAUACUGUAUUUAAAAUUGACUUUUCAAUUCUACUAUGCACUUACAUAAUUAUUAAUAAAAAUACUUUUAAAAAUAUCUGUAAUUCUAUUUUUUUUAACUGUGUUAGUAAAAGUACAGCUAAUUUUUUUUUUUUUUUUUUACUGUGUAAGUACAAAGAUUAAUUUAUUUAUAGUUCAUAUUUCAAACUAUUUUUAAAAAUUAUGCAAUGUUUUCUAAAAAUAUUUUUAAUUUUGCCUUUCAACUGGAUUGAAAUUGCAUUGUUCCAAAUAGUUUUAGAAAUUAAAAAUUUGUACCAAUAUUUAUGUUUGUAAUGAAACGAUAAUUUUAAAAGAAAUCACUGUAUUUAUUAGAUUCUUUUUGUUAACCUAUCUGGAUCCCUGGUAUUUUAAAUUAAGAUAAUAUUUGUAACACAUAGGUGAAAAGAGCUGCAUUAAAAAAAGUGCUUACACACUGUAUCUACCAAUGUUUUGUAAGUUUUUAAUUAAUUUCAAAUAAUUGAUUGUUUGCAAUUUUUUUUUCAAUUUAAAUUAUAUAGUAAAGGAAGGGUAUCCCCCCCCCCCUAAAAAAAAUUAUCUCUCUUAAUAAAUCUGCUGGACAGAUGCAUGUUGAAUAAAAUCUUAGCACCUUUUUAUUCCUUCUUCAUGUUGACUCAUGAAAAUGGACUGGUAAAUGGAACAUAUACGUUUUAGUAUAAGAUUAUUAUGUAGUAAUUUGUGUCUUUAUCUUUAUUGAUCUUGAAUGCAAUUUGAGGUUUAUCAUCAGUAGUUCUAGUCUCGCAGUAUGAUUUUUGUUCCUUUUUAAAAAAAUAAUUUUAUAUUUGCACAGUAAAAAGAUACUUUUGAAAAAAUGUUUGUAUAUUGAUUGAUGGGGAAAAUAUGCAACUUAUAUUAUAAUGAGAAAUCUAAGUUUUUAUUGUGAUAUUCAAAGUAAAAUGCACUUUUUCUGAAAUUUUUAAGCAAAACUAUUUUUAAAGCUGAAGAAAAGUAAUACUAGGUUGCUGUUACUGAAAUUGUUUGAAUUUUCUAUGUCUCUUUGAAAGAGCAGUUUUUGAUGAUUUCUGAUAUUGAAUCAUUUUGAUUGAUUGAUAUUUUAUUAAAGAUGUAUUGUAAAUAUUAAUUUAAUUGUAGGCUUGUAUUUAGUACUUUGCAAUAUACAGCUUUAUCACUACCUAUGUAUAUAAAAAGAAUAUUGUUCACUUUAAUAUAACCUUUAUGCAGCUAUUUCUUUUUUUGUGUAAAGAUGUAUUUCUGUAAUUUUUUUAGGACCCAUGUCUUGAACACAACAAUUUCUUCCUUUUUAAAAAAUAUCAGUAGUGACUGAAUAAUUUUUUAAAAAUAUGUAGACAUAUAAAUGUUUAGUUUGUCAAUGUAAUGGGUUCAGAUACUAAUAUAAUAUUUUGAAAAAUAAUUUGUUAUUGAAUAUAAUUUUUUUCCUUCUUUUUGCUGGCUAUUUAAUUUAUUAAUUAUCCUCACGGCAACAAAGAAUUUUCGGUAAAAUGCUUGCUUUUUGUACUUAAAAACCACUCUUUUCCUUCGAUAUUUUAAAAAUUAUAUUUACAUCUACUUAAUGUUAAAAUAUAUCAGAUUCUUUUAAAGAAAGUAAUACAAAACUUAUGAAUAUUUCUAUUUCUUUGUAAAAUUGUAAUUUAUGUCUGUGAAAGGGAUGUUUUAGCUGUUUGGAGUUGCAGCUCAACAAUUCCAUUUUAAAUGAAAUAUUUAAAAUCUUUUUUUUCUUUCUUCUUUUGGUUUAGUUCCUUUGCAAUGUUUAUUUAUUCACUAGCAUGAAAGCUAGAAAAGUAUGUUUUGUGAAAUUAGAUAAAAAUUCAUUCAUUUUAAAUUAAUAAUAACAUUUUGUCUAAUGUAAAUUAUUUUUAGGUUACAUUACAUAUUAAGUUGGAAUGAAAUUGUUUAAAGGCAAAAACUUUUUUUCAUUCCAAGGAUUGUUUUCAUGUAAUAUGUACUUUUUUGUAUUUUAUCAUUCCUGAUUGUUUUCUCAGCUUUACUAUUAGAUUGAAAGUGAUAACUAAUUUCUCUCUGAUUUGCAUUUAGUAUUUCAUGUGCAACACAUUUCUUAUUCUACAUGUUUAUUCAAAACAUUAUUUAGUUGUUAAAUAUUUAUUUAAUUUAAAUAUUUUUCAAAACAGAUUGAAAUAAAUACUUGUUUUCAUUUGUUCCAGUUUUACUAGUCAUAACUGUCAAAUUUUGAAACAGUUAUCGUAAAUAUAUUUGAUUUAUAUUUUAUGAUAUUAUUUAUUGUUGUAAGUUUUGAAUGAAGAAAGAUAUAGAAAUAUUUUAGAAGCUUUAUAUAUAUGUGUGUGUAUGUGAUUGUAAAAUGUGGCCUAUUUUGUAUAAUAUACAUAUAUAAAUAUAUAUAUAAAGAGUUGUACAUGAAUCACAAGAGAAAACAGUCAAUCUUUGUUACAAGUUGAAUUAUUUGUAUAAUGGUCAUUGUAAUUUCUUUGAUAUUCAAAAUUUGCUUCCAAAAAUAUUAGAACAAAAAAAGAAGUAAAAUAUGUAUAUAAAUCAUCUCUACAUAAUUUUCUUGUCACUUUAUACAAGAUGAACCUCUUGCCAAGUUUCUGGAUAGGUGUGUUAAUACAAAAUUUCAUUAAGGAAUGUUUCAUCAUAAAGAGUGAUUGGGGAAAAAAAUUUGACUUGUUUUUAGUGAUUUACAGAAAUUUUAGUUUUCUAGUGAUGUAUUUUUAUUAAGAUUUGCUUCCUUAAUCUUUCAGUUCACAAAUAUAUUUUUUAGUUUAAUUGAAGAAAAAAAUUAUCUUUUAGAUUUUUCUCUUAUGUCAAUUAGAUAUCUAAAUAAUUCAGUAUGUGAUCCAUUAUUGUAAAAACAGAUUCAAAUGUUGCUGCGUCAGAAUAUGUUAUGAAAGAUAUUCUUUUUAUAAAAUAAAAAAGAAUUUAA
Molecule: messenger RNA, 4546 nt
Organism: Argiope bruennichi
Lineage: Eukaryota; Metazoa; Arthropoda; Arachnida; Araneae; Araneidae
Product: choline-phosphate cytidylyltransferase A-like
Exons: 9
Coding region: 203-1381 (392 amino acids)
Biological process (GO): CDP-choline pathway
Molecular function (GO): phosphatidylcholine binding; choline-phosphate cytidylyltransferase activity
Source: RefSeq, a predicted model, not a curated record